Aspergillus versicolor CBS 583.65 is the source of this 426-nucleotide messenger RNA. Its product is annotated as GFA family protein. The transcript has a single exon. Gene Ontology annotation, molecular function: carbon-sulfur lyase activity. The coding region runs from base 1 to 426 and encodes 141 amino acids. Lineage: Eukaryota; Fungi; Ascomycota; Eurotiomycetes; Eurotiales; Aspergillaceae. The record is from RefSeq and is a predicted model, not a curated record.
AUGACUUCCAUUGUUGUUGGCAGCUGCUACUGCGGCAAGAGUCGCUACGAAACAACAGCCCCCAUCUACGGCCUCUCCUACUGCUACUGCACCAUCUGCCAGCUCGUUCACGGCGCGCCCUUCGCCCCCUUCGUCAACAUCAAAAGCGAGCACUUCCACUGGAUCGAGAAAACAUCACUCGUGGAGUUAAGGCUUACCGACUUCGCGACAAGAACUGUCUGCAGCAGUUGCCAUGCGCCGCUGACUAUGGUCUACGAUAAGCGGCCGCAGGAAACGGGGAUUUGUGCUGUCACGGUGAAGGAGGGGGCCGUUCCCGAGUUGGAGUGUCAUAUAUUUGUCGAGACCAAGCCGGAGUGGUAUAGGAUUCUGGAUGAUAAGCCGCAGGAUAUGGGUGUUCCGGAGGAUAUGAAGCAGUAUUUAACUUGA